CUGUGCCUAAUCGGGGCAAAUGUAAUUCGUCGAGCGCCGUUUUAUGGCCAAGCUUGUGCAGCUCCACCUGUUCUCCCUUUUUCUUUUCGAUGUUUAAGCAAGCUUCCCUCGCGGUAUUGGUCGCCUUUUUAUUCUUCACGCAAUGUUUUGCUCAAACGAGCUUCUCCCUCACACCAGUUCCAACAGUAUGUAUUAAAGCAUGUACUGCACCCGCUGUUGUUCCACAGUGCCCAGCAUCAUGUCCCAACAGCUGUACGUUUAUCGUCAAAGACCCUUGUUGUCCGAACGUAAAGACUGGCGUAUGCGAUAACGUAUCUUCUGGAACGACAUUACCAAGUACUUCCAUUAUGUCGGGGACAACUGUUUCCAUGCCUACUGGUAGCUCUAUUAUGACCACCGUCAGUUCUCCCACGGCCAUGCCCACUGUAGUAUCUUCGUCCAUGAGCGGAGUCAGCCCCAGUAGCUCAUCUGUUGCUGCUUCAGUUCCUACUAUAUCCAACUCUGCGAGCACGGCAGGCAAAAUGAUCGACGCAAAAUUCGGUUUCUUGGCUUUCAUAAUCACCGUCCUGUGUUUAUUCUAACGUAACCGCUAUAUUAUCACACUGCAUUAAAUAAAAACAAAACGAUAAAGUGAACCGUGCAAUCUGCUUUGUGCUUCUUUCUUAAGCAUCGAUUGGGUACAAGGGUCUAAUGUCGAUGGGAAUACCUAAUCACGAAAAGUAGAUUUCAUUAGAUACCGUAGUUACGCUGCAGCGUUGAGAGGGAGUG
This is a messenger RNA of Umbelopsis ramanniana AG, 768 nucleotides long. RefSeq lists its product as uncharacterized. Bases 90 to 581 code for a protein of 163 amino acids. NCBI's taxonomy places the organism in Eukaryota, Fungi, Mucoromycota, Umbelopsidomycetes, Umbelopsidales, Umbelopsidaceae. The transcript has a single exon. The record is from RefSeq and is a predicted model, not a curated record.